GGCGAGGCAGAGGAGGUGCAGGGCCAGUGGCGAUGGGGCUGCUGACCAUUCUCAAGAAGAUGCGGCAGAAGGAGCGGGAGCUGCGGAUUCUGAUGCUUGGUUUGGAUAAUGCUGGGAAAACCACCAUCCUGAAGAAGUUCAAUGGGGAGGACAUUGACACCAUCUCACCCACCCUAGGCUUCAACAUCAAGACCCUGGAGCACAGAGGGUUCAAGCUGAACAUCUGGGAUGUGGGGGGACAGAGCUCUCUGCGCUCCUAUUGGCGCAACUACUUUGAGAGCACAGAUGGGCUUAUCUGGGUGGUGGACAGUGCGGACCGGCACCGCCUGGCCCUCUGCAAGCAGGAGCUCCAGAACCUCCUGGUGGAAGAGGUAGCGCUUGUCAGGGGCCACCCUGCUCAUCUUUGCCAACAAACAGGACCUGCCGGGGGCGCUGAACUCCAACGCCAUCCGCGAGGCUCUGGAACUGGACAGUAUCAAGAGCCACCACUGGUGCAUCCAGGCCUGCAGCGCGGUCACAGGGCAGAACCUUCUCGUGGGCAUCGACUGGCUCCUGGACGACAUCUCCAGUCGCAUCUUCACCGCGGACUGAGCCUGGCCCUGACGGGGUCCCUCCUUGGGGGUGUGGAGGGCAGGCCUGUCUCCCUUCCCUGUCACCCACGUCACUGCUUCUCCUUUGGACUCGGAUUGCACCCUCCAUCAGACCCCUGGGUUCGCCUGGAUAGGACCCUGCAUCGCCUCUGGGGGCGGGGGCUUGGGAUAGGGCCUCGAGAAGGGAGGCUGGGGUGAGGGGGGCCCUGGAUUCCUUGAAUGAGGGGGCUCGGAAAGAGGGAGAGGUACUGGCCCCCCCCUCAACCGUUGUGUUAAGUCUUGCCUGUGUCAUACUAAUAAAAUCACUGGCCUGCCCCCUCCA
Alligator sinensis (Chinese alligator) is the source of this 912-nucleotide messenger RNA. RefSeq names its product ADP ribosylation factor like GTPase 2 (gene ARL2). Bases 33 to 788 code for a protein of 251 amino acids. Gene Ontology annotation, cellular component: cytoplasm; microtubule cytoskeleton. Lineage: Eukaryota; Metazoa; Chordata; Crocodylia; Alligatoridae. The transcript has 5 exons. The record is from RefSeq and is a predicted model, not a curated record. Gene Ontology annotation, biological process: protein folding. Gene Ontology annotation, molecular function: GTP binding; GTPase activity.